CGCUCUGCCAAUCGCUGGAGGCCAGAGCGGGGAGAGGAUGGAAUGAGCAGCCGAGUUGGGAAGCGGAGUAGACAAAAGAAGUUAAAGAGCCGCUUAAUCGCUCCAUGUUUGGCAAGGCGGCAGUGCUGGUGACGGCGGCGACAGCAGCGGCGGCGGCGGCGGCGGACAGGGGGAGGAAGGCCACAGCCCCCGCGGGGCCGGCCCAGGCCCGGGCUACCCCCGCGCGGCUGGAUGGGCAACUGGGCUGCGGCGCCAUGGAGCCCGCGCUGAGUUGCAAGAGGAGCCCGAGCCUGCGCUUGGCCGACCUGGCCGCCUUGCAUGGCGGGGGCAGCAGCGCCACCAGCGGUGGCAGCUUCCACCACUUGCACCCGGGGGACCUGGGCUCUUCGGAUCCGGCCGCUGCCGCCCCCUUCGGGCCCGAGCACGUGGCGGCGGCAACGGGCGCGCUCAAGCUCAGCCCCGCAGGCCCUGAGGCAACUUUCGCCUCCUCUUCCUCCGCGUCCUCCUCCCAGCCCGCCAGCACCGGAGUUGGCGCCAACAGCGCCGGGGCACCCCCCUCAGCCAGCCACCCCUACUCGGCGGCAGGCAGGGACCUGGCGCUGAGGCGGGAGCAGGGCGCGCGUGGCGAGCAGCAGCUGCAGCAGCACCCGGCGGCCGCCAGCUCGCCCAUGUUCAUCUCCUCAGCGGGCACCUAUGGCGCCGGGGGGGAGCCUCACGCCGCCGUCUUCCCGGGGCUACACGACCAUCCAGCGGGCCCUCCCGGCGGGCACCACCCCCUCAAUGGGCAAAUGCGCCUGGGGCUGGCUGUAGCUGCAGCAGCAGCUGCGGCUGCCGAGUUCUACGGCCGCGUCGAGCCCUUCCGCCCUUCGUCCGCCGCAGCCGCCGCCGCCGCAGCUUCCGAGGCCUCCUACGGCCCUGCGCCGCACGGCUACCCCGUCAACUUAGCCGCAGCUGCGGCUGCCGCCCUGCAACAGCAGCAACAGCACCACUCUCACCCACCCGCACAUGCGCAUCCCGCUCCCCCUCCUCCUCCUCACCACCACCACCACGCGGGCGCUGCGGCCGCAGCCUUCCUGCGCUACAUGCGGCAGCCCAUCAAGCAGGAACUGAUCUGCAAGUGGAUCGAGGCCGAGGCGGCCGGCGGCGUGCCGCCCUGCUCCAAGACCUACAGCACCAUGCACGAGCUGGUCAACCACGUCACGGUGGAGCACGUCGGGGGGCCCGAGCAGAGCAGCCACGUGUGCUUCUGGGAGGAGUGUCCCCGCCAAGGGAAGCCCUUCAAGGCCAAGUACAAGCUCAUCAACCACAUCCGAGUGCACACGGGCGAGAAGCCUUUCCCUUGCCCUUUUCCGGGAUGCGGCAAGGUCUUCGCCCGAUCCGAGAACCUCAAGAUCCACAAGCGAACUCAUACAGGAGAGAAGCCUUUUAAAUGUGAAUUUGAUGGCUGCGACAGGAAGUUUGCAAAUAGCAGUGACCGAAAGAAACACUCUCAUGUCCACACAAGCGACAAGCCAUAUUUCUGCAAAGUCAGAGGUUGUGACAAGUCCUACACGCACCCAAGCUCCUUGCGAAAGCACAUGAAGAUCCAUUGCAAAUCUCCACCACCCUCUCCUACUCUAGGAUCUCAUGGCUACCAGCCCACGGGGACACCACUCGGUGCCCCCCUGUCCCCUCUCCAGGACUCAGGCAGGGGACGUCCUGCUAACCUUUCUCCUCAGGUCACCAACCUUAAUGAAUGGUAUGUGUGCCAGGCCAGUGGGGUACCCAACCACCUCCAUACACCAUCUAGUAAUGCCACAUCUUCUGAGGAGGAAGAGGAGGAGGAAGAGACUUAUAGGAACUCUGAGCCAAGAACUAUUCACUAGAAAUAAGAGGGAGGGGAACUUUGGGGAUGGCACACAAACGCCAUCUUGGUUAACUCGGGACUAUUUAUUCAGUAUAUGAAACCCUAUGGUGUUUGUACAUGUAUCUAAUUUAAUUAAGACAUUGGACUUGCCUUUUUAAUUAAAAAGAAGAAAACACAUAAGCUGGACUGUAACAGUGAUCCAACCUGGAUCUUUGCAAGCCGAAGGAAGAUGUCAGGGGAGUUGCUCAACCCAUUGCUUGAUCUUCUAAUAUGUGCACUGCCAGUUUGACAGUUUCCAUGCAAUAGUUUCCCCAAUAUAAAACCAGGAAGGAAGGUAAUUUAUGAAUGUAAUGUGGAGGUGGAGAUGGAGGUUAAUAGGCUUUCUCUAUUACAGAAGUGUUCAAGCUUGUCUACCAGUUUUUGAAAGAUAAACUGGUAUCUUUCUGGUUGUGGCUGUCUGCCCCACAACCAUCACCUUCAAAUCUGCCAGUUGAUUUAUUGUUGUUUCCAAGUACAUACUGUAUAUGUACAGGAGCAUAAAGAUAAAUUUCACUGCCUUUAAAAGCAUACUUUUUGUCUUUCAGUAAGAUCUCAUGAAUGAAUGCCUAAUAAUAGCUCUUGUGUUGCAAUUUUCUUCCCUCUAAAAUCAAUGACAAAACUCUCCAAGUCUCAGAGUGCUCCCUGAUAGAGCACUCUAGAUCAAUGCUGCUCAUGUUUACAUGGAAACUUGGUCCAUUGUUUUAAAUUGAGCUCACUUCCAAGUAAAUAUAUUUGCAGGUCAUAACCCUAGUUGUGUAGGAUUUCACAAACAUGAAUAUUUUUGUUGAGACUUCACCUUUAGGCAACUGAAUACUAAGCACAUUUAGUCAGAAGUAAGAUGCAUUGAUUUGAAAGGACCUUACUUCCAAGAACGUAUAAUUGGGACUGCAGCCUUAGUGUGUUAUUUCAAUAUUUCUACUUUUAAAAAACCGCCUCAAGUUCUAAUCCUAAAACUGAGGGAAUACAAAAACAGCUGCUAUGUGACAACACUAAUACUAUUAUUGUUUUAAGCAUUCAAGGCACCCUGAUCUGAAAACAUUUGUACCAUUGAUUUUAGUGGAGCUUACCUAUGAGUAAAUGUUUUAGUAGGACUGCUGCAUAGAUUUUCCAUUUCACAGAGUUAGGCUAAAUGAGUGGAUCUACCUUUAAAUGAUGUAUAGCAGAGGCCAGGAAUCUAAACACAGUUAGUUGUGGGCCAUUCACAUUGAAUCAGACUAAAUGAGAUUUAUGAGUAAGCAUAUUUGGGAAUGGAGCCUGGUUGAUAUUGUUAGGUCAAAAGUGCUGUGAACUUCACAGCCCGUAUGUCAAAGUUCCCUUGUUGAGAGUUGUGAUGCUAGAGUGACACAGACUUUCUCAAAGAUAAUUAUGUUUAACUGAUCCAACUUUACACCUGUAUGUGUACAAAAGGUUUUAUAAAUGACUUAUAUUUUACUCCCAGCAUCUGAAAUCCUGUUUUGUAUGCAAUGUACCGAUGACCAAAGUGUACUGAGGUUUUAAAGAAAAGCAAGUUGUCAUAAAUGUAAAAAUGAGGCCAGGGAAAAUACUGAGUAAAUUACCUUUGGCCUAGCUGCCAAGCUAUUAAAGAGAGAGGUCAUGGAACACUGACAAUUUCUGAUGUGGAUGGUACGACACAUUUCACAUGCAAAAUGCUGGUUCAUCAUAAACACCCUACAGAUAAUCUAAAGAGCACUAAUUUAUCCUCAGAGACCACUGAAUAAGUAACUGGUUGCCUACCCAUUGCCAGAGCUUGUAGAAAUGUGUGGGGAUUUGUGUGUGUGUCCAUGUGCUGUGAUAGUAGUCCUGUCAUUGUUAUAACUUGUAUGUGGAAGGAAGUGAUUUAUUUUGUACAGUUGAACUAAUUUAUUUUUUUAUUUUAUUUUUUAGUCAUCAUCCUUUUUCUUUUUUUUAAAAGAGUACAGAACACACCAAAGAAUAAUAAUAUUAAUUUUGGUGAUAGAUUGUCUAUGAUUCUGCAGUUGUUUGGCGGGCGGGGCGGGGGAGUCAUAUUUUUCAAGUUACUUGAAUGAACAAUGUAAUGUGAAAACAUGUUCUUCCUGCAUGUCUCCUGUGCAGUGUGAUGGUGAUUCAAUAUAGUUUAUAGAUAUAUUUGUUUCUUAGUACAGUGCAUGGUGCUGUCCAUCUGGAAGCCUUUAAACGUCCUGAUCCUAUUGUCAAGAUAAACAGAAAAAAAGAUUCUCCUUUUAAUAUCUAUAUCUAUAAAUAUAUAAAUGAGAGCUUGAAUACAAACCAUUUUUAAAAGUUUAUUUGAUUUGUGUUCCUUUCUUCUUCAAGACCUAUUCAAAUAAUAAGAAAAAAAAAUUAUAGUGAAUUACAUGGACUUUUAAAGGAUAAUUUAUGCUUUGUUUUAGAAAAUUUCUUGCUGGUUUUAAAAUAACUAUUUAAUGUAUACAUUUUAUUUACCCUGUGCCCACAAAAUAGAUUGCACUAUCCAUUAUGACACCCUCAUAUUUUGUUUAAUGUGAAACAAACACUUGCAAGUCAAUACAUUUACAGGGAAGUAAGUACUUGGUUACAAUGGACUUACUUUCAAGUACAUGUGAUUUUCUUUUGGAGCUGCAAGGAGUAGUGUACUGUUUGUCUACUGUGCCAUAGCCCAAAGGUGACACACUUCUCCCCAUGAUUUUUACAACAUACAAUACCUCCUUCAUAUCUGUAAACCUGGUCAUAAGAAAGCAAGAAUGGUUAAAGUAAAAUAAAACAAAAAUUCUUUUA
Messenger RNA from Hemicordylus capensis (graceful crag lizard), 4618 nucleotides. It is a transcript of the gene ZIC5, whose product is annotated as Zic family member 5. Gene Ontology annotation, biological process: central nervous system development; regulation of transcription by RNA polymerase II. The transcript has 2 exons. Bases 105 to 1865 code for a protein of 586 amino acids. Gene Ontology annotation, molecular function: RNA polymerase II cis-regulatory region sequence-specific DNA binding; DNA-binding transcription factor activity, RNA polymerase II-specific. Gene Ontology annotation, cellular component: nucleus. NCBI's taxonomy places the organism in Eukaryota, Metazoa, Chordata, Lepidosauria, Squamata, Cordylidae. The record is from RefSeq and is a predicted model, not a curated record.